Molecule: messenger RNA, 1249 nt
Organism: Oldenlandia corymbosa var. corymbosa
Lineage: Eukaryota; Viridiplantae; Streptophyta; Magnoliopsida; Gentianales; Rubiaceae
Source: the annotation of a GenBank genome assembly
AUUCUAGGCAGGAUUGGGGUGCAAAAUCAAAGAUUUAUGUAUAUAUUUGCCAAAUUCAAUCUUUAAACUCAAGACUUCUUCGUGAGAACGAGACUGAUUUUUAUCACAGAAUCAACACCUUAUUGCUUGGUAUAAUAAUAAACGAAGCCUACAGACGAGCACAUCUCGUGGCAGGAGCACAUCUUUGUAUAAAAUUCACCACACAAAUUUACAUCAGUUAAAUUUCUUGAGCAUCCAAAUGCAAAAACAUUUCGAGAAACGUAACUCCAAAGUAGUUUGCUAAACUGGAAGAGAAGCGAAAAGAUCCAAAAAAAUGGCAGAAGCAUUACCACUGGUGGAAUUUACAUCAAAUAAGCUCUACACAUUUCUGAGUGAAGAGGGAAGCUUGCUGGGAGGACUUCGACUUGAGAUCCAACUCAUCAGCGAUGAGUUUGGUCAUAUGAAGUCCUUCCUCCAGAAGGUGUCGGAUUCCGGCGGAGAAGUUCACGAUCCUCAGCUUGCCGAAUGGAUCAGGCAACGACUAGUUGUCACUUCUUCGGGUGAAAAAGAGGAGGAAAUUAUUUUGGAUCUAAUUCAUCCUAUAUCUGCCUCGUCUCUUGGAAACCUUUGUUUCUUCGAAUUGUUUGGCUCACUAGAAAAGAUCCCGCCAUGGACAAUAAAUCUCCAAGGGUUGGAAAGAAUAUCAUUGUAUUUCAGUAAGUUAACUGCAGAUCCGCUGGAAACACUUCAACACUUACCCAACUUGUUUGAGGUUAGACUCGUUGAAGCCUAUCAAGGAGAUAGUUUAUGCUUCAAGGCUGGAUGUUUUCUAAAGCUCAAGGAAUUGUUGUUGAGAGGUAUGAACGGAUUGAAACGGAUCAAAGUCGAGAAAGGUGCAAUGCCGGGUAUCAAUGAGCUGAUCAUGGAAGACCUUCCAAUGCUGGAGGAGUUACCUGUUGGUAUUGAAAACUUGAAACAGCUUCAAAAGCUGGAAUUGUUGGCUGUGAAUUCUGAACUCACAAACAAGUUGGAAAACGCAGCGGCCGCUGCAAAAGAAAGUGAUUACAGCAGAAAAAUCUCACACAUUCCUCAGGUGACCAUAGGCUUCCAGGUAGACGGGCAAUGGAGAUCUCACCGGCUGAUUCACAAGACUAAGAGUGCAAAAACCAACUUUGGUGGAGUUACCCUUAUUGCAAUAAUGAUCAAUUCUUUUAAGGAUAGAUUAAGGGGUGGGAUUUCGGAAGUGAGGGUCUUUUUUCCUCCAGCUUGA